AUGGCAAUUAAGCAAGACCCUAAGGUCAAGUCUUUUGAGACUCGACUGUUCAUCAAUGGAAAGUUCGUAGACUCGUCUGAUGGCGGUAAAUUCGACCUCGUUUCUCCUACCACGAAUGAAAAGUUCGCAGAAGUCUCUGAGGCAACCGAAGAUGAUGCGAACGCGGCUGUGGCAGCAGCAAAAGCUGCAUUUCCCGCCUGGUCCGCUCUCUCACCCUCUGCUCGAGGUGUCUACUUUAAGAAACUGGCCGCUUUAAUCCUCGAGUCUCACAAUGAUCUGGCUGAGCUCGAAGCUCUAUCCAUGGGCCGCCCAGUCUCUGGUUAUUUCGAGUCCUAUGCGGCUGCGGAUUCGCUAAACCACUACGCUGAAUCUGGUUAUCAGGCUCUUGGAACAUCGAGCUUGAAUACGCCUGGGUUUGUCAAUAUGACCAUGCGGCAGCCGUAUGGUGUCGUGGGUGCCAUCAUUCCCUGGAAUGUACCAGUUUUAUUCUGUAUCAACAAAACAGCCCCUGCGUUAAUUGCCGGAAAUACGGUCGUUCUCAAGAGUAGUGAGAAAGCCCCACUUACGUCUGCCAAAAUCGCAACUCUCGUGGAAAAGGCCGGGUUCCCCCCUGGUGUUUUCAACAUCAUUUCAGGCCAUGGCCAUAUUUCCGGCAAUGUCUUGUCGCACCAUAUGGACAUUCGUGUGAUCAGCUUUACUGGGUCUGGAAGGACUGGUCGUCUCAUUCAACAAGCGGCUGCUAAGUCCAACUUGAAGAAUGUCAUUUUGGAGCUAGGAGGGAAAUCUCCAGCGAUCAUCUUCCCAGAUGCAAAUCUCGAAAAAGCCGUACAAGAAACCAAGCACAGUAUCCAAUGGAAUUCGGGGCAAGUAUGCAUGGCAAAUUCGCGCAUCUAUGUUCACGAGUCGAUUGCUCCCAAGUUCAUUGAACUAUUCCAGAAAGGUUUUGCCGAUAUCAAGAGCGGGGAUCCACUACUACCAGAGACAAAUCACGGCCCGCAGGCUGAUGCAAUCCAGUAUAAGCAGAUCCAGUCAUAUAUUGAAGAGGGCAAGAAGACUGGCAAGAUGGUACUGGGUUCUGAACCGCCUCAGCAUCAGAGUGGAUUCUUUGUUCAGCCAACGGUCUUCCUUGAUACACCAGAAGAUGCCAAGGUCAUGAAGGAGGAGAUUUUCGGACCAGUUGUGAACAUCAACACAUUUAAGGACGAAGACGAGGUUGUGGCCAAGGCGAACGACACUGAAUUUGGUCUCUAUGCCGCAGUUUACACGAAGGACCUCAGUCGAGCUUUACGUAUGGCAAAGAAGCUGGAAUCUGGCAACGUUGGAGUGAACUGCACAAGCCCUACUGGCGCCCCGGAUAUGCCUUUCGGGGGCUAUAAAGCGAGCGGUGUUGGUCGUGAGGGUUGGACUGUCAGCCUUGAUAACUACCUAGAGGUCAAAACCGUAAUCAUACGAGUUGAUGAAGAAUGA
Penicillium cataractarum is the source of this 1467-nucleotide messenger RNA. Its product is annotated as aldehyde dehydrogenase family protein. Bases 1 to 1467 code for a protein of 488 amino acids. Gene Ontology annotation, molecular function: aldehyde dehydrogenase (NAD+) activity. The record is from RefSeq and is a predicted model, not a curated record. Lineage: Eukaryota; Fungi; Ascomycota; Eurotiomycetes; Eurotiales; Aspergillaceae. The transcript has 4 exons.